AUGCCACGCAUCAUCCUUCUGGGAACCCUCGACACCAAGCGUGCAGAGGUCCUAUAUCUAUACAACCAACUACGGCAGAAUGCCACACGCUUUUCCAUGCCCUUAGAGAUCAUCUUGAUUGACUGCGGCCGUCAAGCCGUCACCGACGACGCCAUCACCAUUAACCACACCGAUCUGCUAACCAAGUAUGCACCCGGCGACAGCACCAGCCUAUUGAGUCUGCCUCGGGGCCAAGUGAUUGAAUUUCUCAUAAGCUGCGUCACUAGGUGUGUCACCGAAUUAUUGCAAACAAUGGAGAUCCAUGGCAUCAUCGGCACUGGCGGCAGUGGAGGGACUAGUCUGAUCUCUGCCGUGAUGAGGACGGCCGCACCUAUUGGCCUGCCCAAACUGAUUGUCAGCACAAUAGCGUCCGGAAAUACAGGCCCGGUGGUGGGCGAAUGCGAUAUCACUUUGAUGUACUCGGUCGUGGACAUUGCGGGGACCAACCAGCUCCUACGCGAGGUGCUGGAGAAUGCAGCUGGCGCCAUCUUCGGCAUGGCAUCUACAUAUCAAUAUCGUCUGGGUCAAAACCGUACGCGAAGUGCGCAGGACAGCCGACCAGAGGAGAAGAAGACUCGUGUCGGUAUUACCAUGUUCGGUGUGACCACCCCGUGUGUAGAUCGUGUUCGACGUCACCUGGAAGACAUUUAUUUUGUGGAAGUCUACGUGUUCCAUGCCACCGGUCACGGGGGAAAGGCCAUGGAGCGCUUGGUGGAGGAGGGCCAUCUAGACGCCAUCUUGGACAUAACAACGACCGAAAUCUGCGACCUCAUCGCUGGCGGGACCAUGAGUUGCGAAAUCAGCCGCCUGGAGACGACACUGCGGUGCGGAAUCCCCAAUAUCAUCUCUGUUGGAGCCACGGACAUGGUCAACUUCGGUCCGGUGGACAGGGUGCCACACCAGUACGGCAAUCGCAAGCUGUUAGUCCAUAACCCAAAUGUCACCCUCAUGCGAACCUCUGCAGCCGAAUGCCGGAAGGUCGGGGAUUUCAUUCUCGACAAACUAGACCGAUUUGCCCAGGACCGAAGUAUAGUUGAGGUGUGGCUUCCUAGGGGGGGAGUGAGUAGCAUUGGGACAGCAGGGUCAGCAUUCGCAGAAGCUGACGUCGAUGCUGCCCUUGCUGAUACUCUGCGAUCCGGGUUAAAGGACAGCCAAGUUCGAGUAGUAUCGGAUGAGCGAGAUAUAAAUGACGAUGGGUUUGCACUUGAUAUUGCGGACCAGCUUAUGGCUCUCGUGGUGAAGCGCUCUGGCAAUUUCACGGCACACUAG
Messenger RNA from Aspergillus ruber CBS 135680, 1308 nucleotides. Its product is annotated as Tm-1-like ATP-binding domain-containing protein. Bases 1 to 1308 code for a protein of 435 amino acids. The transcript has a single exon. The record is from RefSeq and is a predicted model, not a curated record. NCBI's taxonomy places the organism in Eukaryota, Fungi, Ascomycota, Eurotiomycetes, Eurotiales, Aspergillaceae.